AUGACACCAAAAUCGCCUGCUGAAACUGAUGAAGACUACGCCUCUUGGAAAGAAAUUGAUGCGCUGGUUCUCCAGUGGAUCUACAGCACAAUCUCAGAUGACCUGCUAGGUCGUAUUCUGGAAUCUGACUCUACUGCUCGUGCGGCUUGGCUCAAGAUCGAGAAGAUAUUCCUCAGUAAUAAGAAGGCACGGGCGGCUGCCCUUGAAUCAAAAUUCUGCAAUCUCACUCUUGCAGCCUGCUCCUCUCUUGAUGAUUAUUGUCAACGUCUCAAGGAACUAGCGAAUCAAUUAGGGGACGUUGACCACACUGUAACUGAGUCACGACUCGUCUUACAAUUAGUGCGUGGUUUACCAGCUGAGUAUGACACUAUUGCCUCUCUCAUCAAUCAGCAAGAUGCCGAUUGGGAUCUGGCACGUAGUAUGUUACAUGACGAAGUGAUUCGUCUUGAAGCUCGUCAAAACACAUCCUCUUCGGUACUAGUGGCUCCUGCUGCCCCGACACAACAAACGACUCCUAACCCUAACCAAACCCCGGAUCAAACUUCUUCUAGGGGUCGCGGACGUGGUCGAGGUCAAGGCUAUCGUGGCUCACGCGGUGGUCGAGGUCGCGGGGGUGGGCGCAACCAACAGCAAGCGAAUUGGGCCUUCCAAAACUCGGGCCAAAACCCGGGUUAUCCCCAGUGGGCCUGGUGGAAUACUCCACCUUGUCCCUAUCCUACUCAGCCCUCAUGGAGGCCCAACAACAACAAUCAGUCGCAGCCCAAUGCAGCCCAAUUCGCACCUUCUGCAACCCAGUUUCAGCAGCCCAAUGACCAAGCCCAGCAGGCACAUUACGCUGGUUACCCCCCUACGCCCCAGCACAUGCAACCGCAGCCCAACGGAUAUGACGCUCUAAACCCGUCUGAUAUUCAAGCAGCUUUUGCAACAAUGCAAUUACAGCAACCUGAACCGUUCUGGAACAUGGAUACGGGAGCAGAAUCUCAUGUCUCCCCUAACCAAGGACCUCAAAACUGGACAAAUUCUUUCGCGCCACAAUAGCACCGGGGACCUUUAUCCGCUCACCGCUCCGCAACUUCCGCCUCAAGCAUGCUCUAUCACAUCCACUACACUAC
Molecule: messenger RNA, 1112 nt
Organism: Helianthus annuus (common sunflower)
Lineage: Eukaryota; Viridiplantae; Streptophyta; Magnoliopsida; Asterales; Asteraceae
Exons: 2
Coding region: 1-1038 (345 amino acids)
Source: RefSeq, a predicted model, not a curated record